Molecule: messenger RNA, 2872 nt
Organism: Jatropha curcas
Lineage: Eukaryota; Viridiplantae; Streptophyta; Magnoliopsida; Malpighiales; Euphorbiaceae
Product: Translation elongation factor EF1A/initiation factor IF2gamma family protein
Molecular function (GO): GTP binding; GTPase activity
Source: RefSeq, a predicted model, not a curated record
UACUAUUAAUGAUAUAAUCUGAGACUCAACGACACGAUUAACGAGUUAUAUAUAAAUAGAAUCGGAAUCUGAGAUUGCCUAGUGCCGGUGCUCCCAUCUCGAGAGUGAAAGAAAAAAAGAAACCAUCUCAGCGACCUCUGUAGCUGCGGGUUCUCCGGCAUCAUUGAUGAAGAGUGAAGAGAAGAAUUCUUACUUUGGAUAUCGGACUAAAACACUUUCUACUCUCUUUCAAAGUUAUCACGGCUGUUGCUGCUCUUCACAAAUCAAAAUUCUAUUAUCUGUCUCAUUUUAUUGAGACCAUGCCUCGCAAAAUAAAUUAUGGGGUCGAUUAUGAUGAAGAUUAUGAUGAUUAUGAAGAAUAUGACUACGAAUAUGAUGACGAGGACACUGGGAAAGCACCUCAGCCUCAGCAAGAAGUUAGUAGGCCUGGGAUAUGGCGUUGCGCCAUUUGCACUUACGAUAACGAGGAGGAUAUGUCUGCAUGUGACAUUUGUGGGGUAAUUCGUAAUCCCACUGCAGGCAACCACAACAAAGCUGAUAAGAGAACAGCGGACAGCGUGUGCAAGGAUUCUGGAGUAUCCAUGAUGGCGAAGUCUCUUUUUGGGUUAUUGCCACAUCAGACACCCCACAAGCCUGUGGUAGCUCAACUACAGGAAGAUGAAUUUGUUGCUAACCGGGAAAAGGGGGCCAGUAACUUUCUUAAGUCUCCUUUCAAGUUUGAUAUUCCAUCUCCAGAUGAUUUGGUUUCUAAUGGAUUGCAUUCCUCCAAAAAGGGUUCAAGAGCCAAUGCUGUCAAUCACAAAUCUCCAAGAGCUUCUUCAGGCAUAUCUGACAAGAAUGGUGCAACUAAUGCACAAUCUACUAUAAAAAGGUCAGAUAGUUCUUCUCUGUUGAUUCAAAAAGGCGAACAAGGUAGUGUGGAUGAGGGCCGUUAUGCACCGACCAGAGUGGCUUAUACAGAGUCAUGGUCUGAAAGUUCAGACAACUCUUCUGCUUUGGUGCCCAAGUCUGGAUCUAAUAGAAUGGAUGAGAGCAUUUGUUCAAAGAGUGGUACACUCUACAUCCAAUCAAGUGAUGAAACAUUGGAGAGCUCAUCUUCAUUGAUGCCUGAAAGCAAAAAUAUAAGUAUGGAUGAUGGCAGUUCUUCAAUAAUUGAGGGUGAGCCUCACAGGCUUACUAGUAAUUUGAACAAUAUGUCUCUGUCUGAUAAAUCUGGAAACUUAGCAAGUGUUAAUGAUAGAAAAUCCAAGCCAAUUGCACAAUAUGAACCUGAUAAAUGGAUGGUCCCUGACAAAGCAGAUAACUCCUUAACUCAACUGAAUCUUGCUAUUGUUGGUCAUGUUGAUUCUGGAAAAUCAACUCUUUCUGGAAGAUUGCUACAUCUUUUAGGACGAAUAACCCAAAAAGAAAUGCACAAAUUUGAAAGAGAUGCCAAGUUGCAUGGCAAGGGGUCCUUUGCUUAUGCUUGGCCGCUGGAUGAGAGUUCUGAAGAAAGAGAAAGGGGGAUAACUAUGACAGUGGCUGUUGCUUAUUUUGAUACCAAAAGAUAUCAUGUUGUUCUGCUUGAUUCCCCAGGCCACAAAGAUUUUGUUCCAAACAUGAUUUCUGGAGCAACACAAGCUGAUGCUGCAAUUCUUGUCAUAGAUUCCUGUUUUGGUGCAUUUGAAGCUGGCAUGGACAGUAAGAAGGGCCAAACAAGAGAGCAUGCACAACUUAUUAGAAGCUUUGGUGUUGAUCAAAUUAUUGUUGGAAUUAACAAAAUGGAUGCUGUGGACUACUCCAAAGAUAGGUUUGAUUUUAUCAAAACACAACUUCGAACAUUUCUCCGUUCAUGUGGGUUUAAGGAUUCCUUGAUUUCAUGGAUACCAUUCAGUGCCAUGGAAAAUCAAAAUUUGGUGUCAGCUCCUUCUGAUGUCAAUUUGUCAUCCUGGUAUUGUGGACCUUGUCUGUUGGAUGCAAUUGAUUCUUUUCAACCUCCCUCAAGAGAUUUCUCAAAACCUCUGCUCAUGCCUGUAUGUGAUGUUAUUAAAGUAACUUCAUCAGGACAGGUGUCAGUCUGUGGUAAAUUAGAGGCUGGAGCUCUUCGUAGUGGAUCAAAAGUUUUGGUUAUGCCCUCUGGAGAGGUAGGGACAGUGCGGACACUAGAACGUGACUCUUGUGCUUGUUCUCUUGCAAGAGCUGGAGAUAAUGUAGUUGUCACUCUAAUGGGCAUUGAUGGGAGUAAGGUGAUGGCUGGAGGUGUUCUUUGUCAUCCCGAUUUCCCAGUUGCUGUUGCAAAACAUCUGGAAUUGAAGGUGUUGGUUUUAGAUUUUGCAACCCCAAUUCUGAAUGGCUCUCAAUUGGAAUUUCACAUACAGCAUACGAAAGAGGCUGCAAGAGUCGUAAGGAUUGUAUCAUUACUUGAUCCAAAGACUGGCAAGGUGGCAAAACAGACACCUCGUCACGUUAGUUCAAAGCAGCAUGCUGUUGUUGAGGUCAUGUUACAAGGACCAGUUUGUGUGCAAGAGUUCUCAAGUUGCAAAGCUCUUGGAAGGGUGUCUUUGAGAGUAUUAGGGAGAACCAUUGCUUUAGGUGUUGUAACCAGGAUAAUUGAGGAGCAGGAUUAGUUGAGGUAAGAUAUUAGUAAAUGUUUGCUAAAAGUGGCUGAGAGUAUCAAAAAUCUAGUCUCUCGCUUAAAGCUGGUCAUAUGGGAGUAGUAAGUUCAUGUAACAUUGAUGGGGCACAUCGGUUUUUUUGGAUGUAAGGAUGACUUUUAUUCAACUGUGUCAAAUAACUGUAAAAUGAAUUUGAAAGUAAUGUUCUGUAAUUUAUUGAUUCUUUUUGUGCAUAUACUCAUCGGCAAAGGUUGAAAGACAAUAUUUUCUUUUCGUCA